AUGGGACAAGAGAAGAACGUCAAGUGGGUGGAGGGCCUCCGUGGCAUCGCCUCGGUCAGCGUUAUCAUGACCCAUCUGGCCCGCGCCUGGUUCUACCAGUACUUUCUGGCCGCCGAUGCCGAGGGCGUGCCCCCAAGCUUCCUCCAGCUGCCCAUUAUGCGCAUCGUCCCCCAAGGCCGUAUCGGUGUCACCAUCUUCGGCUUCCUCACCGGCUUCGUUUGCGCGCUGAAGCCUCUGCGCCUCGCUCGUGCCGGAGAGCACCACAACGCUCUUACCGCCAUCGCUAAGUCUGCUUUCCGCCGCAUUCCUCGUCUUAUGCUUCCCGCAACCUUGGCCAUGACCAUCGCCUGGCUUCUGGCUCAAAUCGGCGCCUUCAACGUUGCCCACCGUUCCGACCAGGUCUGGAUCAGAGAGGCUAGCCCUCACGGUGACGAUUCCCUUUUCGGCGCCUUUGCCUCGCUCUGGCAGAACUUCCGCAGUGUCUGGACGAACGGCUUCAUGGCCUACGAUGACCAUCAGUGGGCCAUCCUACCUCUGCUCAAGGAGAGUAUGCAGGCGUUCGUCACUCUCUCCGCGACCAUCUACCUCAGCUACAAGUACCGCAUGAUGGUUUACGGAGCCAUGUUUUGCUACUGCUACCAGUCUGAUAGGCAACUCAUGGAAACUUUCGGCCAGCAACUCUACUUUGCCAUGUUCCUUUGCGACCUUUCCCUCCAGCCUUCGGGUCAGGCGUUCAUGUCGAACCACCGCUUCGCCCUGAACGUCGCCUCUCCAUUCCUUGUUAUUCUUGGUCUUUACUUGGCAUCCUACCCCAUCGAAGGUGCCGAGUGGCUCACCUGGUCGCGCCAGCUCAUGGACUUGUCCGAGUGGAUCUUCCCCGAGGGCGUCGACAUUCCCCGCCGCUAUACCGCGCUCGGACUUGACAUCACCAUCAUCGGCCUUUUCUUUUCGUCCGCCGCUAAGGAGAUCCUAUCCAACAAAUAUUUCAUGUGGCUCGGUAAGAACAGCUUUGCUGUCUACCUCACCCACGGUACGCUCCUGCGCACUGUUCUCGUCUGGAUGCUCUACGGAGUCGCGCACCCGCCGUUCAACGAGGUCAAGGAUGAGGAGGGCAACGUCAUUGGUGACUGGUUGCCCCCGCCCGGCCCCUGGUCCUUCCUCAUCGCCGUCCCCAUCUGGAUCGUCAUCGUGUACGCCGUGGCGCAUGUCUGGACAACGUACGUCGACUCAUACUGCGCAGGCUUGACGGCGCGCAUCGAGAAAAAGGUCUUCGAGGAGGAAGAGAAGAAACAGAUUGAGCUGGUCUAA
Messenger RNA from Aplosporella prunicola CBS 121167, 1308 nucleotides. RefSeq lists its product as uncharacterized. Gene Ontology annotation, biological process: polysaccharide biosynthetic process. Gene Ontology annotation, cellular component: membrane. The record is from RefSeq and is a predicted model, not a curated record. Gene Ontology annotation, molecular function: acyltransferase activity, transferring groups other than amino-acyl groups. The coding region runs from base 1 to 1308 and encodes 435 amino acids. NCBI's taxonomy places the organism in Eukaryota, Fungi, Ascomycota, Dothideomycetes, Botryosphaeriales, Aplosporellaceae. The transcript is spliced from 3 exons.